Molecule: messenger RNA, 685 nt
Organism: Nanorana parkeri
Lineage: Eukaryota; Metazoa; Chordata; Amphibia; Anura; Dicroglossidae
Source: the annotation of a RefSeq genome assembly
AUGGCUUACCCAACCCAACUCGGACUACAAGACGCUAUCUCCCCCAUUAUAGAAGAGUUACUACACUUCCACGAUCACGCCCUAAUGGCAGUACUUUUAAUUAGUAUACUUGUACUAUAUAUUAUUAUUACAUUAAUAGCCACCAACCUCUCAAGCACUAAUACAAUUGAUGCGCAAGAAAUCGAAAUAAUCUGAACUAUUAUACCUGCUAUUAUUCUUAUUGUAAUUGCCCUACCGUCCCUACGCAUUCUCUAUUUAAUAGAUGAGGUUAGCAGCCCGGAUAUAACUAUUAAAACAGUUGGCCACCAAUGAUAUUGAAGUUAUGAGUAUUCAGAUUUUGCUAACUUAAAUUUUGACUCCUAUAUGGUCCCCUCAAACGACCUAACCCCCGGUCAAUUUCGUCUUUUAGAAGUAGACAAUCGAAUAGUUACCCCUAUUGGGACAGUUACCCGAACUAUUAUCACAGCCGAAGAUGUCCUUCACUCAUGGGCCGUCCCGGCCUUGGGAGUAAAAAUAGACGCCAUCCCAGGGCGUCUAAAUCAAACUUCCUUCCUCAUUGCCCACCCCGGAGUUUAUUAUGGUCAAUGCUCCGAGAUCUGCGGGGCGAAUCACAGCUUUAUGCCAAUUGUUGUGGAAGCCCUACCAGUGCCUAAUUUUUUACAUUGAUUAAACUCCCAUAACGAAU